This is a messenger RNA of Diorhabda sublineata, 705 nucleotides long. It is a transcript of the gene mRpL52, whose product is annotated as 39S ribosomal protein L52, mitochondrial. Gene Ontology annotation, molecular function: structural constituent of ribosome. Bases 240 to 647 code for a protein of 135 amino acids. The record is from RefSeq and is a predicted model, not a curated record. Gene Ontology annotation, cellular component: mitochondrial large ribosomal subunit. The transcript has 2 exons. Gene Ontology annotation, biological process: mitochondrial translation. Lineage: Eukaryota; Metazoa; Arthropoda; Insecta; Coleoptera; Chrysomelidae.
CAUAGUCGGAAAAAAAACCAACAAGUCCACGUUUCCGGGACUAAAUUUCACACUUCUUUGAGUAGCAACUCUUUAAGAAGGUUUAUCACAGUAAAACUGGAAAUAUUGGGGUCUAAAAGCCAACAGAUAAACUCACAGUUUUUGCGUACCACACGACGGCCAUUUUUUAAUGGGAUCAGCUCAUGACAGCUCGUCAGAUCGCCCCGUAAGACGAAUUUAAAAAAGAAGAAGAAUGUACCAUGUUUUUACAAAUUAAUAUUAUGCAGAACUUACGAUUAGUAUUACAUACAGGGAUUGUUAAGCAAUCAAGAUGUUUAAAUACAUCUAGUAUUUUACAUUUUAAUCAAAAGUGGAGGAAAGAAAGAGGUCUCCCAUUGAAUCCAAAUGCUUGUGGAGUAUUAACAGAUGCGCCUGAUUACACAUUCUUAGAUGGUAGAUUGACACCGUAUGGAGAGGGACAAAAAGAAAGAAUAAAAAAGCAACAACAAAUAAAACAAGAUAUAAUUCGUUUUACUGAUGAAAUCGAUUUUGCAGUUGAUCGAUAUAAUAAUUUAUUACAAGCAGAAGAAGAUAGGAAGAAAGCUAUUUUAGAUAGAAAAUUGAAACCAAAAGGAAUUAAUUUAUUAAAGAAACACAGUACUAGUUAAUAUGAAUGUUAUGGGUCGUAUUUCUUAGUAUAAAUAAAUAAAUAAACUUUAAAUCCAA